UCCUGCAAGUGUCGUCGUGUAAACUAGGCUAACUUUGGUAUCUACUGCGCAUCUCUGACGGGAAUUUAAAGUAUGUCUGAGAGUUUAUGACGUAUAUCUUUAGCGCUUUGACGUUUGCAGGAAAUGUCAGUCGAAUGUUUUGGUUAUAUGCCAGCCGACAGCUGUGGAUUUUGAAAAGAAGUGAAGCAUGUUGUUUUGUUAAUAGCGUCCAUUCGUGAACGCCUAAGGGUGUUCAGUUAAUUAGAUUUUGGGCUCUGAGAUGCCUCAAGAGGUCGCAAUCUCCUAAGUACGGGUGAAUCUCAAUGACAUAUUUCAAACAAGAAUUCUCAUAAAACAUUUUAGAGACAUGGGCUAAUUGGUGCUGAUAAAGUGUAUAAAUCCAUAAUCCCAUGUCUCUUUGCAUGUAAACAAAAUUCUUCAAGAUGGUAACUCUGGAGGGUUGCAGAAUAUUGGCAGAUAUUUAAAAUAAAGGUCCUAACAAUUCCAUUUAUAAUGUCAAUCAGUUUGGAUGAUGUGCCAAAUGAGAUACUACUGGAAAUAUUUUCACGAUGCUCAGUGGAAGAUCUGGUGCUGAACAUACAGCAUGUGAACUCGCGCUGGAGGUCUCUGGCCAGACAUCCAAAUCUCUGGCAGAACCUUGCAUUUUUUCCUGAAAGGAGUACAUCUGUUAAAAAAAUUGUAACAGUUCUAAGAGCUGCCCCAUACUUGCAUUCAGUUAUUUUGGUAGCUAAUGUUGAACAUUCCGUUAUUGAAACACUGUGUGAAUGUUGCCCAAAAAUAAAAAGCCUUCAGUUUUAUGAUACAAGACCAGUAACAGUGGUUAUGCUGAAAAUGUUGUUGGCUUCUCUGCCGAAUAUUGAAUACCUGACAUUAAGAAGCAUGGAUAUUGAUUCAGAAGAUUUUGGUUACAUACUAAGUAAGUUUGAUAAAGUUCGGUAUUUAUCAUUGUUGCAUACAUUCUAUACUGGUUCAACUUUAAUGCGCCAUUUAGCAGAUGGCUGUAAGUCAUUAGAGUAUUUGCGACUGGAUGGAAUUGAAGUAAGAGAUGAUAGCAUACUGUAUUUUAUUGCAAAAAAGGGGAGUCAGUUGAAAGGACUUGUGCUAGAUGGUUAUGGGUUUGGAUUUACUGCUACUUCUCUUACACCAAUCAAAAUUUGUCAGAAGCUAAUAAAACUAAGGUUUUAUGACUGUUCACAGUUGACCGAGGAGUGUUUCCAAAAUAUUGUGCUCUUACCAGAACUGCAAAUUUUACAAAUACCAAAUGCAUCUCAUAUAUCGCCUUCUGCUAUAAAAUGGACUUUUCGGCGAAUACAUUAUCCAAGAAUUGUUGAGAUUGACUUGACAAACAGCAGACUUGACGAUAGUUGUGCAGAAAUUCUGUCUCAGAGUUGUCGUAACCUUCAGAGAUUGUGUGUAGCCAUGUGCAAAAGUUUGACAGAUGAAGGCUUGAAGUUCAUCUGUAGGUGUCAUAAACUGCAGCAACUUAAUGUCAAAGGUUGUAAUAUUACUGAUGAGGGAAUGCAGUACUUACCACAGUUGCCAAGACUGAAACAUCUGAAUAUUUCUAGAAAUGAUAUUACAGAUGAAGGUAUAAAUUAUGUUCUCAAUUGUAAACAACUUGUUAUACUCAAACUCAAUAAUUGUUCUGUGAGUUAUACAAGUAUUUUAAAUUUAUCUUCACAUCUUAAUGAGCUCAUGUAUCUGAGCAUUUUGAAUAAUGCUCAUGAAAUGGAUUUUGGUUCACUAGAAAAAAUUCAAAGUCAGAAGAACUCUAAGUUGAAAAUACACAUGUCAUACAGUUAAUUGUGAAAUAAUAUGAGUUAAUUAAUGUGACUGCUUGUGAAUUUAUAAUGUUACUUAAAAUCCGUCUUGAUUGCAAAAAAUUUUUUUAUUAUUCAUAUGACCGGUUUCGGUUCAUUCAGAACCAUCUUCAGAUCUGAUAUUUCAGUUACAGGAGUAACCCGUCCAAAUCCAGCAACUUUCACAUGCUACGUCACAUAAAAACUUGUGAAUUUUUCAUUACCAGUUCAUUUACCUCAAAUGUGAUUGAGACGUUUGUAGCAAGAUUUGUAAUUGGAAAGUACUCGGAAAGAAAAGCUUUAGCAGCUUCACUGUGAUAACUAAAUAUUUACAAUGCCAUGUUCAUGUAAAUGAAAACUGCCCCAGUUUUUGUAUUGUUAUUGUGCAAAGGAAGCAGAGGAGGCUGCUUACAUGACAUACAAACUGCUUGGAGAACAAUAAUAUGAGAGUGAAGAAGUAAGAUUGAUUUCUUCAUAUGAAAUCUGAGAGUUUUUGUAGCAGACAUAAUUUCGUCAACUGAGUACUAAAUUAUUUGUGAAUGUUACCAUAAAGGAAGACAACAAAUGUGCGUUCUUGACAGCCUACCAAACAUGCACUUCGCUUUUACAAAUAUGAGUUGUAAAAUCAUCUAGUGAAGUUGUUUGUAUUUCUUGUUGAGCGUAGUGGUGAACAAAUAAAAUAUUCAUAAUAUGUAUUAGAAAGAUGAAACAAAUCACUAAUGAAAGUAUAUAUUUAUACCAUC
Schistocerca cancellata (South American locust) is the source of this 2542-nucleotide messenger RNA. Its product is annotated as dynein regulatory complex subunit 6-like. The record is from RefSeq and is a predicted model, not a curated record. NCBI's taxonomy places the organism in Eukaryota, Metazoa, Arthropoda, Insecta, Orthoptera, Acrididae. The transcript has 3 exons. Bases 493 to 1803 code for a protein of 436 amino acids. Gene Ontology annotation, molecular function: protein binding.